UGCAGCGUUGCAUGAACUCAAUUCAGUCGCGUGCUUGAAACAGAAAGUUCAACUCACCUUACAUUUUUUAAAUAAAUUCAUCAAAAGCAAUAAAAAAGCCUUACGGAAAUAGUUAGGAAACGGGCAACAACAACAACCAAAACUGAAGUAGCAUUAGCUUGAACUCAAAAAUUAAUAAACUCUGAAACACCAUCGAAAUCGUUAAUUGAACUCUUAUUGUAUUUAUCAGCUUUUGCCAAAAAACGGUGUCAAACGCGGCCUAGAAAAAGAUAUAAAACUAAAGUCACCCCAAAAAAGAAAUUAAAUUCCAAGCACGUUGCAGACAAAAUUACGCAAACAACCAACUAUAUAUAAAAACGGAAAAAACUAAAAAAGAAAAACAACUGGCAGCAAACUGCAGCAGCAACUACGAUUUGAACAGCUGACAAACGUUCGAUGAACGUUUCGGGUUACACAAAUGCAGGCAAAGCUCUUGGCUAACUCCCAAUCGAGGUAAUACGAGGCGGCUAAGAGCUUUUCCCAGCUCCCAGCUGAACUUGAAAGUGAAAGUGAAGAAAGAGGGGAACCGCCGUGAGAAAAAGAAAGAGAUAAAGACCAAGGCUUGAGCCACGUUUUUCGUGUUUUUUUUUAAACAAUUGCCGCUGUUGCUGGAGUGUUUUCCAAAAACCUCUCAGAGCAUCAGUCAAGGUCGUCUGGAUAAAAAGUUAAGCUUGUAAAUAUCAAUAUGAAUAACGCCAAGGAUCACGAGCAGGAGCAGGAGCAGGAUCAGAAGCAGGAGCACACCCAAAAGCAGGAGGUGUACGAGGUAAAGGCACCACACGCCGGAGCCGAGGGUCACACCUUCCUAGUAAGUCCUGUGGAUCCCACACCAAUCCUAAAACCUAUACUCACCGCUGUGCCUGUGAUGAAGCCAAGGGAAUCCCCUCCAGCAAUGGUGAAACCCAGAGAGGAGCCUAAAGAGGAUGAGGAGGAGCUGCCCUGUUGCAGUUCCCAGGCUGUGGUGCCACUCUCCUCAUCGCUGCCCUGCAAGUUGCUACGCUUUCAUGCCAAGCGAUCAGCUCAGGCUUUGCUCCACCAAAUGGAAUCCCUAGACUCUCAGCUGGGCAGCAGCAAUGGCAGCUCCUCGGAGGACACUUCCCCGAGUGCACCACCCAUGUCGCCCACAGAUCAACAGCUAGUGGACGUGGGCAUGGGCUCAUCCAUAGGCGAUUCCGAGGAGUCCUCGGAGGAGGGAGACGAACUCAAGCCCCUGGCUGUGGACAAUCACAUAAUGCAUGACGUGGAUCUAAGCGAGCGACAGAACUCACCUCCAGCGGUGCUGAGCGAGGCCAACUUGGAGAAGUUCCGCAAGCACCAGAUGGACAACAUCUAUCUGCAUCCCAACUUCAGUCUGGAUGCCUCGCCGCCGCCAGCUGUGGCGCCCGCCAACUCACCUGUGCUGGAGGCCAAGCGGACGCAUCGCUCGUUCCUUGCCCUCAAGAAGGAAAAGGAGGAGGAGCAACCCAAUGAGCUGGAGCAUCGUCAUCAGCCAGAGAGGGACCUGGCUAGUCCCCAGGGAGCCAACGAGAUUGACAGCCUGGAUCCAUCGCUAAUUCCCAGUGAGGAACUUGCUGCCGAGAUCACCGAAGCUGUGGAGUUCUAUUUCUCCAACGAGAGUAUCCUUAAGGACGCUUUCCUCCUGAAGCAUGUUAGGCGGAACAAGGAGGGCUUCGUUAGUCUCAAACUAGUGUCCAGCUUCAAAAGAGUUCGUCAACUUACACGGGAGUGGAAGGUUGUGGGCGAUGCAGUGCGUCGCAAGUCCCGCAAGAUCGAGCUCAAUGAUGUGGGAACCAAGGUGCGAAGGAUUGAUCCGUUGCCCAGUUUCGAUGAGACCAUGCCCUCGCGUACAAUUGUGGCCUGUGAUCUGCCCAUGGAUAAGUUGACCAUUGAAAAGGUCUCGGAUCUGUUCUCCCGCUGUGGGGAGAUUGCUCUCAUCCGCAUCGUGAAACCAGGAAUGGCCAUACCCGUGGAUGUGCGUCAGUUCAUGAACAAGUAUCCCGAGCUGCAGCAGAAGGAAUGCGCCUUGGUGGAGUACCUGGAGUCCUCGUCGGCUCGGGAGGCUCUACAUCUGAGUGGACCCUUUCAGGUGUAUGAGAUGGUGGCGCCCAAGAAGAAGACCGGCAAGAAGGCGGCCGUCAUCCAGAUUGCCGCUCCGGUGGCUCGCAUGGUGGAGAACUAUCGCUACUACAAUGAUGCCAGCUAUGAGAGGAGUCGCGGUGGCAGCUUCUCCGGCCAUGAGACCGUUCCGGAUCUACGCUUCAAGCUGAAGAGGAACAACUCGGAUUUCCAGCCGAGCUACUAUCAGCAACAGAUGGCGCCCAACUACCAUGCCAUGCCCUAUCAGCCGCAGCAUCAGCAGCAACACUUCCAGCCAAGGGGCAGCAUUGGAUCCGGUGGCAUCCAGAACCAGGAUGCCCCCGGUUUUUUCGGCUAUGGUCCCAGGCGUUACAGCAACACGUCAACGAUCUCCGCCAACACGGCGGCUGCCUUGGCCGAAUGCUCUCCUACGUCUGCUGCUGCAGUUGCUUCCCAUUCUGGAGGUAAUCCCAUUAGUAAUCUACAGAGGCGUCUGUCCAACUGCUCCGAGCAGAAUUACACACCCGAGGGAAAUGCUUCCAUGUCGAGGAGAGCCAGUAACUGUUCGGUAACCGAUACAGGAGCUCCUCAGCGAAGGGACUCCAAUUGUUCGGAGAGUUGUCCUUGCUCGCGACGCGUCUCCGACUUUGGACAGACACCAGCUGAGAGCAGUUUCCGGAAGACCUCGGUGUGCUCCAAUGGCAGUUGUCCCGGCAACCAAGCCCAGCAGGAGCGUCGCUUCUCCAAUGGAUCCAUGCAGUUCGAGAGGACCUUUUCGAAUGCCAGUGAGAACGGUGGCUUCUAUCGUCGUCCUUCGAAUGAUUUCAAUAUCGAGAGGGAACCCAUCCAGACGGAUCAGAUGGUGGGCGGUGGCGGUGGUGGCUACCAGGUGUGGCCCCGCAGGUACUCCAAUAACUUCCAGCAGCUGAGCAACAAGCUGGCGGCCUACGACAAUGCCCAGUAUAUUGGCGGCAGGCGCAUUUCCACGGACUCGGGUUACGAUCGUCGGUAUUCCUUUGGGUCGGAGUUUGAAGGAUCUCCUCGCUCACGCACUGGAAGCUUCCUGAACAACUACAAGCAUGGAGGUGGAACCGAUGUGUACGAUGGACAGCCUAGAUCUCGGACUGGCAGCUUCCUCGAUGGCUCACCUCGCUCCCGAUCGGGAUCCUUUGCCCAACGGGCGGCCGAGAGCCUGGUGCGCACUCCCAUCGGUCCGGAUGGGAGCAAGGGAUUUGGCCAGCGGGCCAGGAAGUUUGGCCAGGCCAUAUCACCUGUCUAGAAGAGAAGAAUGUAGAAUUUUGUUGAUUAAUUUUAGGGGAAUGAUAAAACAUAAACUGUUAUAGAACUCCGUUUAGUGCGGGUAACUGUAUGUGAAAUUAAUGGCUGUACACUGUGAUGCUGUCCAACUUGUUAAAUGUCCCACAAAAAAUACACACACACAUAUGUACACCCCUAGACCAACUUAGGUUAGAAACAGAGAAACUUAUAUUAUCAAUGAAUUUUACGAAUAGGUUUUGUCAGGUUAAUGUGGAACCUUGCCUGCCCAUUAAAAUAUAUAUUUUACUUAAGCAUUUUAAUAUGCAACAUAACUACAACAAUCACUGCCAAUAGUUUAAGUUUAAAGAAAAUUUAUGAAAUCACUUAUUAAUUGGCUUGGUAGACGCAUAAGAUACAACUUAACUAAUCAGAGUAAUCAAUAUAUAUGAUUGACCAUUAACCAGUUGAUAGUUUGUAGGUUUUAUUAAUCACUAUUGUUAUUAUUAUUAUUAAACAACAAUUACUAGAAGUAGAGAACGGGCCCAACUAUAUUCACAAAGUCUCACAUGACUUCUAGAUUUUCUAUUAUAGCUGCGUAUAUCCUUAUGAUAAUCCACUGCUGACUUAUAUGCAGAUUUAUUGAUGUUUUUAUUGCCAAUAAAAGAUCGCAGUUGGCGUUCAAUUAGGUUAGAGAAAUAUAUAGGAUAGUCAGAAACCCAUAAAUAAAACGGCUGCCAUAAAAUUCAGAUAUAUAGAAACGUGGCCAUAGUUACCAGAUGCAAAAUAAUACGGAUGUAAUUGGGAGAAGGUGUGCCAGGGAUCCAAGUAAAAAUUUAAUUAGAGUCUCAGGUCAUUAGAUUUAACAUUACCCAGGUUCCACAUUAUCUUCACAAUCCCGAUAAUCGUAAUUUUCCCCAACUUUUUCGUUUUUAUUUUUUAUGUUUAUUAUUUCAACACACCUUUUAUUUUUCAAUUAAACUUAUAGUUAGCUUAAUGAUUACAAACAUUUAGAUUUAGGAAAAUUGGUUGUCCUUCGAUUGGAGGAAACAGCAAAACGGAAUACUACAGGAGAGAAUAAAAAUAUUUUUCAUUUUUAGCUUUUAAUUUUUAAU
Drosophila serrata is the source of this 4484-nucleotide messenger RNA. It is a transcript of the gene Achl, whose product is annotated as La ribonucleoprotein translational regulator Achilles. Gene Ontology annotation, molecular function: mRNA binding. Gene Ontology annotation, cellular component: nucleus. NCBI's taxonomy places the organism in Eukaryota, Metazoa, Arthropoda, Insecta, Diptera, Drosophilidae. The record is from RefSeq and is a predicted model, not a curated record.